AUGUCUAGGCAUAAUAAUAACAAUUCAAGGGAAGUAAAAGUAUGCCCGCUAUGCAUUUCAGAUCUCAGUGCAAGCGAGUAUGAUUUCUAUCCUUGCCCAUGCGGAUAUCAAAUUUGUUCUUUCUGUUUUGAAAGAAUUAUAUCAGAAUUUACAAAAUGCUGUCCACUUUGUCGUCGUCCAUACGAUGAAGAUGCAGUUAGUAGGGUAGGUCCUCAAUAUAGACCUGUUCCUGUUGUUCGCCCUCCACCUGAAAAGAAACCAGAACCAUCCGGCUUUAUUAUAUCAAAGAAAAUGGUACAAAUUGUUGGGAUUCCUCAAAGGUAUCUUCAAACUUCACUACUAAUAAGACGGGAUUACUUAGGCCAAUAUGGAGUUAUUAAGAAGAUAGCAAUUUAUUCAAACGAAAAGAUUCCAUUCAGAAAACAAAUACUUCAAGGAAAUUCAUCAGUUUAUGUUAAAUUUAAAUCCCAAUACGAAGCCAAUUUAUGCAUAUUAUCAUUAAAUAAUUUUAAUUUGAAAGGCGAACAAAUAAAUGCAUCCUAUGCACUUACUGAAGAAUGCUCAGAGGCAUUACAAAAUAAAAAUUGCUCGGAGAAGAAAACAUGCUUAAAAGUUCAUAAAAAGAACACUCCUACUAAAAUUCAAUUUACGACCGAAGAAGUAGAGCGCAAAGCCGACCGAUUUAUUAACGCUCUGCGAAUUGAUGUUCCAGAUCAUUACCAAAAUUAUCCAAAGAGGUCAUUUGGUACCUCUUUAUUCCCACCUCCAAGGAUCAUUCCUCCACCAAACGGAAAUCCGCACUUCUUGAUCACAAAUAUCUUCAAUUCUGAAGAUCCUACUUUAUUAGAUUUAGCAAGUUUCCCAGAUGCUAUUCCGCUUCCACUUCCAGUUUCUCAAUCUAGACAACUUUGUAGUUUAAUUGAUGGACUGGGCCUUGAUCAAAGAUAA
Trichomonas vaginalis G3 is the source of this 948-nucleotide messenger RNA. Its product is annotated as nuclear-transcribed mRNA catabolic process, deadenylation-dependent decay. NCBI's taxonomy places the organism in Eukaryota, Parabasalia, Trichomonadida, Trichomonadidae. Gene Ontology annotation, biological process: protein ubiquitination. Gene Ontology annotation, cellular component: CCR4-NOT complex. The record is from RefSeq and is a predicted model, not a curated record. Gene Ontology annotation, molecular function: nucleic acid binding; ubiquitin-protein transferase activity. Bases 1 to 948 code for a protein of 315 amino acids. The transcript has a single exon.